AUGAUUUUCUCGGUUGUGAGUACCGUUUUGAUUACAAUGAUAGCUACUGCUCUCAACGUAGUUUCUCUCCCUCUUACAGGUAAUUCCAGCUUGAUUCCUGAAAGCGAUGGGAUCAUAGGCAAUAGUUUGGAAAAGCGACAAGCACCGGUAGAUGAUAAGCCUGUUUGGGAUCCCAAUGGACAAACCCCACCUCCAGCUGGUUCCACUGGAGAAUCUUCCGGCCCUCCAAUCUCAUCACCUCCCCCAAGUGAUGUUGGACAGGAUAAUCAAGAUCCGCAUAAUGGUGGAGCACAAGCUGACGUCUCUGGACCUGUUAGUCUUCAUGAUGAUGGUGAUCAACAUAGACCCACACCUCCCCCUCGAGUUAGACGGCCUGAGUGGGAUAAUCCGCCUAGACGGCCUCAAUGGGAUGAACCGCCUAGACGACCUCAAUGGGAUGAACCGCCUAGACGGCCUGAAUGGCCUGGUCCAUCUGAAUGGAAUAAUCCGCCUAGACAGCCUGCUCCGCCUGGAUGGCCUGCUCCACCUCAAUGGGGCGGUCCACCUGAACAGUCUCAAUGGCCUAUUCCACCUCAAUGGGAUGAUCCACCUCGACGACCUCCCGCUAGACGUCCACAAUUUCAAGAUGAUGGUGAUUCACAGGGUGGAAGUGGCACACCUAAACAUUCCAAGGCCGCACUUCCUGAUGAUGACGAUGAUAAUGAUGAUGAUGAUUCUCAGGACAAUGAUCAAGACUCUCGACAUUCAAAUCAUAACCAUUCGAGAAGAUCGCGUUCUUCCAACCAAGACGAGUAA
Batrachochytrium dendrobatidis JAM81 is the source of this 795-nucleotide messenger RNA. RefSeq lists its product as uncharacterized. Lineage: Eukaryota; Fungi; Chytridiomycota; Chytridiomycetes; Rhizophydiales. Bases 1 to 795 code for a protein of 264 amino acids. The transcript has a single exon. The record is from RefSeq and is a predicted model, not a curated record.